Somion occarium is the source of this 1454-nucleotide messenger RNA. The record is from the annotation of a GenBank genome assembly. Lineage: Eukaryota; Fungi; Basidiomycota; Agaricomycetes; Polyporales; Cerrenaceae.
GCAACGUCCUCGCUCAUCAUGCUGGUCAACGUCCUCUGGCUGGCCGCCACUUUAUCCACCGUCUUUGCAUACUCAAAUACACAUCCUAUAAUUGCAUGGUCAUCUCAUCGUGCACCAUCAUUAGAGGCCACGUCCUCGAGCGACGUACUUGAAAGGAUUCUCCUCUCUGAUGAUAUCUGUAACCAUGAUGCAGUAGUCCUGUUUGACCAUCCCGGACUUCACGCGUCCGACCUACGUUUGCUAUCGCCAAACUCAGCAAUCACCACAACUCUCAACGCUGCACCUUCCUCGCUCCAGCUACCUUAUGUCGUCAGCAAUCUCGGCAAUCCCUUCCCCGACCUCGCAGAAGUGAUUUCGAAAAGAUGUGGAUCCAAGCUCGUACAUACCAACCUAGGGGGCUUGAGCGAAGGCGUAGCGCAGAAUGGGGAGAAGCAUGUCAUUUGUGUUAGUAUGCCACCGAUUUCAGAUGGGGAUUUUGGCCGGAGGAAGCAUCUCAUGAGCGAAUAUGAGAGCCAACUAUCCUCAGAUCUCGAAGCUCUGUCCUUCAUCUCACCCCACCAUCUCGUUGUAUAUGCAGGCCGACCUCACUUUUCUACCUUCCGCGCGCGCCAAGACCCUUCAGACCCCCAAGCUCCGCCGCACAACGGAACCGCAUUUCCAGACGGCGGUGUUCUCAAACGAUAUCAGCUCCUUACCCCCGGGCUUAUCCUGUCUUUGCUUGUCGCUUUCUUCGUGUUGGUUCCAGUGAUUCUGGGAGGAAUUCACGCGUUGGCAAGUAUCAAGAACCCAAUUCGAGUAGAUAAUACGAAGUUCAGUGCUGUUGAGAAGAAGAAUCAGUAGGUCAUGGGCACUGGAUUAGGACAGUUUGUAGGAAAGGCAUAUCUUUCGAUAUGUACGCAUGAGGUAUUAUUCAAUGCUUGUGUCGUUAGACAUGAGCGAUGAUAUCCAAACCCUUAUAUAUGAGGCGCUAUAUUGAAAACAUCGUCAUUCUUCGUCUACAACUAUCACAGUCGGAUCUGGAGCGGGAGAAGAUAAAGCGGUUAGAGAUGACGACCCUGGAACUUCCUCCACUUCGUUCAAUGACAUUGGUGAAUCAGACUGCGGAAGUUUCGUUGGUGGUUUCUUCGGACGUGCGGCCUCAACAAGCUGGUUGAAUGCCGCUUUGUUUGCUUUCUACAGAUGAGAUUGCAGUGGUCAGUAUUUUCGAGCGUGGGUACAAGAAGGCAAUGAUUACUUGAUAGGCAUUCAAGUCCGUUACAGCUUGUCUCUUCGUUUGCCGUUCAGUUUCCCACUUCUUCAGUUCUCGUCGUAGGUCUUCCAGUGUCAAGCGAUCUGUUGGAGUGCGGUCCAAAUUGGCAUUGUAUAGUAGGGCCCAUCUCUCAUGCCGUUUGAUGAGUGUGUCCUUGUCGCCGUUAUUCGGCAAGUCGUGAUCUGCUAGCAUCUCUCUCAGCCGU